Molecule: messenger RNA, 2113 nt
Organism: Xyrauchen texanus (razorback sucker)
Lineage: Eukaryota; Metazoa; Chordata; Actinopteri; Cypriniformes; Catostomidae
Product: glycogenin-1-like
Exons: 7
Coding region: 139-1125 (328 amino acids)
Cellular component (GO): cytoplasm
Molecular function (GO): glycosyltransferase activity
Source: RefSeq, a predicted model, not a curated record
CGUGUCUGUUGUCAGAGGUCAUGUGACAAUCUGAAUAAUUUCUCUAUAAAGUCAUCUGUCAGGACAAGCACUGGCUCUCUCCCAGCGUUUUCAACAGAAGCGUAAUAACUGGCUCGGUCUGGCUGUGUUACUUGAAUCAUGGCAGACCAGGCUUUUGUCACACUUGCUACAACUGACAGCUAUGCUAAGGGAGCAAUGGUACUUGGCAUGUCCUUGAGGAACCACAACACAUCCAGAAAACUUGUGGCCAUGAUUGGCCCCCAUGUCUCCGAACCCUGCAGAGCAGUGCUUCAUAAAAUAUAUGAUGAGGUCAGGCUGGUGGACAUACUGGACAGUGGGGACACGGCACACUUGGCCAUGAUGAAGAGACCCGACCUGGGUGUCACUUUCACCAAGCUCCACUGCUGGACACUUACGCAGUACUCUAAAUGCGUGUUUAUGGAUGCAGACACUUUAGUUUUGUAUAAUAUAGAUGAAUUAUUUGAGAGAGAGGAGUUCUCUGCUGCACCAGAUCCCGGCUGGCCUGAUUGCUUCAAUUCUGGUGUAUUUGUGUUUCGGCCCUCCAAUGAGACGUAUGGGAAGCUUCUCACCACCUGCUCUGAGGAUGGCAGCUUUGAUGGUGGGGAUCAGGGAGUUCUCAACAGCUUCUUCAGUGAUUGGGCAACAGCAGACAUUUCAAAACAUCUUCCUUUCAUUUACAAUCUCAGCAGCAUCGCCAUCUACACCUAUCUCCCAGCAUUCAAACAAUAUGGCCAUGCUGCCAAGGUAGUUCAUUUCCUUGGCAAAGUCAAACCCUGGGAUUAUAGUUAUGACACCACUUGCAAAACCAUAAAAGGACAGUCCCAGGAUGCUUCUGACAUGCACCCCAACUACUUGCUUAAAUGGUGGGAGCUUUUCUCUUCUUCAGUACUCCCCCUCAUGAAAGAAGAGUAUGGUGAUCAGCCCUUCAAUUCCGGAUGCAUGGAGAGUCCUAUUCAUGAGGUUGCUAAGAAACCCCACCAUCCCCCUCCAACUCAGAUGUCAUCACAGGAGCGGAAACAGAAGUGGGAACAGGGCCAAGCUGACUACAUGGGACAGGACUCCUUUGAAAACAUAGAGAAAAAGCUUGAUUCCUUCCUAAAGUGAGAGAUGCCUUGGAAUGCAUCAGAUAUAGUUUUGUACUGGGGUAUGUAUAGGGCAUGAAAUAAGGCACUUGAAGGGAUAGUUCACCCAAAAUAAAAAUGUUGUUAAGUCAACCCCAUGUUGUUCCAAACCCCUAUUACUUCCUUGCAUGGAAUACAGAAGCAGUAUGUUGGUCUGUCACCAUUCACGGUCAUUGCAUGGUUUUUGUUUUUCAUACAAUGGAAGUGAAUGGAGACUGAUGCUAACAUUCUGCCUAACAUCUUUUGUGUUCCAUGGAAGAAAGUCAUAUGGGUUUGGAACAAAAGUUAGUGAAUUUAUUUUGGGUGACCUAACCUUUUAUAUACUUAACAUCCUCUUUUUAUACCAGUUCAAAUAUUCUAUGCAGCUCGACCAUUCAACAUCUUUCACACACAGCGUUUGCAACAGUUACUUGAAUUACACAAUAUUUAACUUGUGUUUCUUCCACUUGCCAUAUUUCCUGAGGUGAUGACACCAUGAAGGCAAUUUGUCAUUGAACAAGAUACCACAGUUUACCAUUUUUAUUUAUUUAAAAUACUGUAAUUUAAAUGUUAUGGUCCUAGAAAUUUCAGACUUUUCUGUUUAAUUGGCAUUUUUGUAUGUUGAUGAGAUCAAGAACAUUAGGAAACCUCAUACAGCAAAAAGCCACACCAAAACAAUGUCUUUUUACAUCCCAAGUAUACUGCAGCCACUCCACACUGAAUAUUAAUCCUCUAAUGCCCAUCUUAUGUUUACAAGACACUAUGUAUGCCGCUCUUUCCCAUUAAUGGCUCUGAUACACAUCAGUAACUCUUAUUGUGGGAACCAAGGUCACUCCACUCUGUUGUUUACUGGCCAAUCACUCCCAGUACAAAGGUUAAGGCUACACUUGGUUUCAACUUGUACUAGAGCUAAUAGUGUAACUACUACUAAUGUCUCUAACUUUGCUGUAACCCACCCCCCUCAACAUCUGAAAUAAAGAAUUGUGAAUUCA